Molecule: messenger RNA, 7754 nt
Organism: Protopterus annectens (West African lungfish)
Lineage: Eukaryota; Metazoa; Chordata; Ceratodontiformes; Protopteridae
Gene: SKOR1
Product: SKI family transcriptional corepressor 1
Exons: 9
Coding region: 371-2674 (767 amino acids)
Biological process (GO): negative regulation of transcription by RNA polymerase II; negative regulation of BMP signaling pathway
Cellular component (GO): transcription regulator complex; nucleus
Molecular function (GO): SMAD binding; DNA-binding transcription factor activity, RNA polymerase II-specific; RNA polymerase II cis-regulatory region sequence-specific DNA binding
Source: RefSeq, a predicted model, not a curated record
AUUUUAGCUGUCACUGGAUCAAUGUACAACGUCUUCAACUAAGGCUCAGCUGAAGCCUCCCUUGGACUUGCCAUGUGGUCAGUCUCCUUGUUGCAUUUACACGCAGGAGGACAGUGCAGGCGGCGGAGGAGGGGAGCAACAGCCAUCCUGCAUCUUGCAGGAACCUGCCACAGCACUCCAGCACUAUUUGUAGCUAGCAUCCAGGUCUGCAGGAUUUACAGAAGAACGCUAUAACUGGAGCCCUAGACAGGGGAGGAGUACUGGCUGCACAGCCAGGCUGGGUCUGAAGACCUGCUGCUCAGACUGGAAACUAAAUCUUGUGAACUCGCAGCUGUGUUCAGAGAGCCACGGACCACCAAGACAGCCCAGAAUGGAUACUAUGGCUAACCAGCUGGGAGCUGGAAGGGACACAAGCUCCUCCCCGAAUUCGAAACAAGAGCUUCAGCCUUAUUCGGGCACUCUCAAACCCAACCAGGUCGGGGAAGUCAGUCUUUAUGGAGUGCCAAUCGUUUCAUUGGUCAUUGAUGGCCAAGAAAGACUGUGUCUGGCACAGAUUUCCAAUACCCUACUGAAAAACUACAGUUACAACGAGAUCCACAACAGACGUGUAGCAUUGGGGAUUACCUGUGUCCAGUGUACUCCUGUGCAGCUAGAGAUUCUUCGAAGGGCAGGAGCAAUGCCCAUCUCUUCCAGGCGAUGUGGCAUGAUUACUAAGAGGGAGGCAGAAAGACUUUGCAAAUCUUUUCUUGGUGAACAUAAACCACCGAAACUUCCUGAAAACUUCGCAUUUGACGUUGUGCACGAGUGUUCCUGGGGUUCCCGGGGAAGCUUCAUCCCAGCCAGGUAUAACAGCUCCAGAGCAAAGUGUAUCAAAUGCAGUUACUGUAAUAUGUAUUUUUCCCCAAAUAAAUUCAUUUUUCAUUCUCACCGGACUCCCGAUUCAAAAUACACCCAACCGGACGCAGCAAAUUUUAACUCUUGGAGGAGGCACUUAAAACUAAGUGACAAAAAUGCGUCCGACGAUCUUUGUCAUGCUUGGGAAGACGUAAAAGCUAUGUUUAAUGGUGGCACGCGAAAGAGGACAUUUCCAUCACAUUCGGAGCGAUCCACAUCUAUGAAAUCCCAAGGAGCUAAUAGCAUCUCACAGGGGGGCACAGAGAUCCCACACAAAGCAAUAAGAUGUGAGGAUGACAGAACCAACAUUGGUAUUAGUAAUGGGAUGCGUAGCUACCCAGUAAUACCUGUACCUAGCAAAGGGUUUGGGAUGCUCCAAAAAAUACCCCCGCCACUGUUUCCUCAUCCCUACGGCUUUCCAACCUUUGGACUCUGUCAAAAGAAAGAUGACAGCACCGGUGAGCAAAACAAAAAUAGCCUCUCUGGCAUGUUCUGGCCAGGAGCAAAAGACACAAUGUAUCCCUCAUUUCCAGUGUUCUGGCCCACAGCCGGAAACCUUCCUGUGCCACCAUACCCACAGACCCAACCCAAAUCUGCAACUGAACAUCUGAGUGCAAGACAAAGUGACCUAGAUGUAUCAGAGCAAAGCGAUGGGAGCACGAACACCCCAAAAGAUAGUUUAGCUGACAGUGAAAGAUGUUCAAGUACACAUUCUAGGAAUGAUGAAGACAGAUCAGGAGACGAAGCCAGAUCGAUUGAAGGAAUGCCACUUACUCCCAGGAAAAUCAGCUAUAUCUCAGCAUUUAGACCAGUCGUCAAAGACGCUGAGAGCAUUGCUAAAUUAUAUGGCAACAGAGAAGUAUACAACGGCACCAGGCCUGGGUACCUUUCCCCUGACUUUAUGAGUGAAAGCUCUAGCUAUCGGUCAGUUUCUCCAGAGGUGGACACUGGAGAUGAUGAACCGGAGGUAGAUGUGGAGUCUAACCGGUUUCCAGAUGAGGACGAGUCCGUUUCUCUGUCUGUAGAGGAAGAGCAAAGGUUGGCGAUACCUCCUCACGAACCACCAGUGGCCGCGUCCUUACAUGAAACAAACAAUAUAGAAUCAGGUUCGGAAAUAUCAUUUGGAGAUAAAGAAUCCGUGGAAGGAGGGCACCACGAGAAAACAACAGAAUCUGAUCCAAACUACAAGAUGUAUUCACCUGAUGGAGAGGGACAUUUGUCGACAAUGAAAAGCAAUCCCACACUGCAGGUGUCCGCGCCGACUUACCUUUGUAAUACGGAGGCGAAAGAUCAAGAUAAAGAAGACCAUCUCUCUCCAACAGACGAUGAGCAGGAAAAGAAAUCCUAUCAGGAGCAGGACAAUGUUUCCCAGGGAAGUCCUGUAAACGACGAUGGGGAAGAGAAUGGGGUUCCAAGUGACUUGCCCGGAGUUCAAGAACAAAAAGAUAUCGAGCACAUGGCCAAAGGUGAAUUACAAAAGCUGCUCGUUGAACAGAUGGAUCUGCGAAAAAAACUAGAACGAGAAUUUCAGAGUCUCAAAGAUAAUUUCCAAGAUCAAAUGAAGAGGGAGCUUGCUUACAGAGAAGAAAUGGUGCAGCAGCUACAAAUUGUUAGAGAUACCUUAUGUAAUGAACUGGAUCAAGAAAGAAAGGCACGUUACGCUAUUCAGCAGAAACUUAAAGAAGCUCACGACGCCCUUCACCAUUUUUCCUGUAAGAUGCUAACACCUCGGCACUGCACUGGAAACUGUUCUUUUAAACCCCCUCUGCUACCCCAGUGACAGACGAUUCUAGUGGAGCUAGCAUUAAGCAAGUUGUUCUUGCAGAUGGACUAUGUUAAGAAGAACUCCACAGAGACCUCAUGGAUUCACAUCUUAAGAAGCAAGCCAUGGAUGCAACAGAAUAUUGUAAAUACAGAAACUGAAAGCAUCACAAGCCGUCUUGACACUUGACGUCAACGUUUGAAAAACAUUCGUAAAUAAUAUAGUAAACUACGUCACAGUUAAAUGCAACACACAUGUUACUCAACUGGAUCAAAAACAUAUUGGUCCCAUGUACAUUAUUGUUAAUUGUUAAUAAUAUAUAUAAACGCACUACUGCGAGAAAUGUUCUAUGUACUUUAUUUCUGAGGGUUUGAUUCAAACCGCUAAACUUCCUUGUGUACCGCUCAUGAGGAUGACUCGUACGUGACAAUGUGCAAUUGAUAUAUCGUCUUGUAAGUCUAUUGUUCCAGUACAUUAAUUUAUAUUUAUUUAUUUGCAUUAUUUAUCAUUCUUUGUAUAAAUAUUGAUGUGGAGCACUUUAAAAAGCAACUCUGUAAAAUACAACAAGUUUGAGAAGAAUCUACGUACAAGUGAAUUUAUUAUUAAAUUGUAGAUAAAUUGAAGUUGCAGGUUAACUGGGAUGAUGGCGUUCUGCUUAGUGGCCGGGAUACUUACACUAUCUGGUACUUGGGAAGCCUGAAAUGAACGACACUGUCAAACGAUGCUUAAAGUGACUAGUAAGUUCCACCCAGACCCUCGUAGGAUAAACCAGCAUUAGUUGCAUACAUGGUUCUUGCUGGAUGUAAGCCAAACUAAGACAACGUUUCCUUUUUUUCUGUAACAGUUAACACACCUCUCUUGAAGAUACAUAUAUUUUAAUUUCAUACAGUCUGCAAGGCCAGCUCCACCCCCGGCCUAGUCCUCGAAGUUUUAAAUUAAUGUUUUUUUAACAUUAAUUUGUUACGUCCUUAUUUUGCAUGCACCUGUGUAAUUGUGCACAGUCAUUAAUGCAAUACUGUGUUGGGUGAAAGUGGUCUUUGCAAGGCUUAUACAGUUUCAGCUUUUAAAAGGGUUGUCAUAUGUUAAACACAGUUUCAAUCAAGUUGAUGCUCAUUCUGACUAUUUAACAGGGUUUAUUUCAACCCCCCCCCCCCCACACACACACACAUGCACAUAUAUGAUUUUGACAGAUUUAUUCAAUCAAGCUGACAUUUGAAAAAUCUUAGAACAACUUUCUCAUGAAAGGGCUACACAACUGUAUCCUCUGAUAAAUGAUUACUUUUUAAGGAGCUUUGAUAGACACGGUGCAGUUAAAAUUCCACUUGGAGACUCAACAAAGAGACAAGCUUCAUGUUUGUAAACUGAGCACUGCACUAACACACAGACGCAGUGCGCACAUACUAAUAUCAAAAGGUCACAGCAGUUAUUUGUGCAUUGAGGGCUAGGACCACUCACUUAACCUCCCUUUACCCCACUCCCCAGCACACAUAGGAACAGUGUCUGGCUGCUGUAGACCACUGUUUUGCAGAAAAAUGUUAAUAUUUUGCUGAUUCUUGUUUGUUGAAAACUGGAGUAUGUCAUAAAUAUGAAACAACCAACUGCAAAAUUACAAUGUAAGCUAAACAAACGAAUACAUUUGAUCUCAAAUUCCACUCAAAAUCAGUUAAAAAGUGAUAUAUAUUACCUUAUACAUUAUUUCUUCUUUUUACAGACUGUAGACAUAACUCUUGUUCUGUAAUUUGCUUAACCAAACAAAGCAAGUAACAAAUGCAUUUAUCAUUGAAAGGACAAACUUUUCGCUGUGCAUUUAAAGAACACAAUGUUUUGACACUUAAAUAACGGGAGGCAGUUUGGGGUUAAAUAGGUGAGUCUGGUACCACCACUCAAAUAUUUGCAGUGUGUACGCGAGAGUACCUCGUGCAGUGGUGAACACAUACACGUGGGAUGAUGGUGUUAGGGGUGUGGUCUUAUAAUUUCUUAAAGGGCAUUUACGUAAAGCUGUAAUACUUUAAACGUAUCUGACUUGGAACAUAGUAGGGUGGUACCAAGAAACUGAAAGGCAUUUACACCAGCAAUUAGACGUCUCACAUCUGAACAAAGACGGUAUGGCUGCACAGCGUAACAUUAACUUGAGUAAGCAUUCUAUAUCUUCCAGUCUUUUAGGCUGAAUGAUAACCUCAAACAUAGAAAUGCGGCCACCUUGCAAGGGCAGUUACAUAUUCAGAAAGGACUCUUUCAGAUGUUGUCACUACCGAAUUUCUGCAGUAGUUUUUAUUUUCACUUUAUUUCAAACUUUGAACAUUUAACACACUUGAAUGCUCAACAUAGCUCAUGCUUACAUCAUCACACUGAAAACAUGUUCUUCGUGUCUCUUAGAUAUGUGAACGUUGUGUAGUAGCACAUUAUAACAGAUGAAUACUAAAAUGGGAUUCCUCUCCAUAUUUCUUAAAUCCUCCUAACUCAGGUAUUGUACAUCUUCCCUAUCACUUGUCAUAAAAGCAGAGUGAAGGCAAACAUUUGCUACCAAAUGUAUUGCAGUUUACAUAACUGUUAUAUAUUUUCUUAUAUUUUGUUUACCACAUGCAGUCUGAACAUUGCCCCGUAAAUCCAUAAACCGUAUCUGACUUGGGGAAAAAACAUCAGACAUUUUCCAUCCAGUGGCUUAGCCUAGCUACUCUGCUCACCCAUCCCACCCCCAUUCAGUUAGAAUCUGAAAGGUGUCGCUUUCACAUGAGUUUACAUUUUCUUCAGGUGAGCCCAUGGCUCUCCAAAUCUUAUUUACAAAAAUCAGGGACCAGUUAUAAAGCUCAGGGAUAGAGGGCCCAAACUAGGGACCCUUUCUGAAUAUUGAUACUGUUCACUUAGAAAGUUGAUAAAACAUGAGGAUUUGCAAAAUUACACAUUUUCUGAAGAAUAACUACACAGCUGUAAUACUUAACUUUAAUUGUCACUGUUUUGUGACAAAAUCAUGGAUUUUAUGAUGGCUAGAGUACAAUUUGAACCAAAGUCAGGGGCAUUCCUGAAAAUCAUGGAUGGAUGAGAUGUAGGUAUGUUCCAUUUAGUCCCUUCUAUCUGCUAUCUUAUUCCAAGCAGUAACACCUUGUGCCUGCAUGUACUUUGCCAUUAGUACCUCUGCAGAAAAUUAUUUGUUUCUAUACAGGAGUCUUAAGUCCCUUUGUUCCUCUUACAUUUGGACACAGCUAUCACAGCUCAUAAAAGCAACAGCUGCAGCAACAACAUUUUUCUGUAUUUUUAUUUUGUUGCUAGUAGAGGCAUUUUAAAUGAGUGCAUGUCAAAUUACUGAAAAGUAAUACACUGAAAGGCUUAGUAUUAAAUGAACAAUGUUGAGAUGUCAAAAUGAUGAAAUGUUAAAACGUUGAAAUCAAAACAUUUGCUUCCCUACAUGUGUAGACAGCUGCACUUGCCUCCCUAACCCAAGUUGACAUUUGUUUCUGAAUUUCAGUAACAGGAGAGCAAUAUUGUUUGUUGACUGGCCAUGUACUGGUGCAGUGUACAAUUGUAGUACGUGUAUGCUGUUAAUAGGUAUUGUGAGUUCAACACCAUAAAGUUUCAACAUUUUGACAUUUCAGAACUUUGUAUUCAGUAUUAUGACUUUCAGUAUACCAGUAUUCAAUAAGUCAUCAUGUACCCAUUUUAAAUAUAUAGUAUGAAAAAUUGAACAUUUGUCCACCCAUCCCAAAAUAAGUACUUAAUAAGUGCAGGGUUAGAGUAAAUCGGUCUACUGGCAGAUGCCAAUAUUUAUUUGUUUUAAGGUAUUCCUUUCAUAGUUGGCAUUCUUUGUUAGUACAGGGUAUAAUCUUCUGCAGUCUGGUAGGUGAAUACAACAGAAUGUAAUGUCCUGCUCCAAAACAAUUUCACCCAUUUGCUUUUGAACAGAUGGCAGGGUUUUAACCUUACUUUUCUGGCAAGUUUGGAGAUGCACAAAACUGUUCUGAAACCCUUAAUAAAUUGCAUGCUUCUGGAGAUACCAAAUGCUAAAUCACUGAAAUAAAACAAAGUGGGUGGAUCCAAGUAUAAGAAAGUAGAAACCUUUCGUAGCAGGUAUGAGCUGUGUGGUUUUGUCUUAUAACUAUCAAAAGGCAAUUUCUUCAGUAGAAGGAUAUGAGGAUUGAAAAAAAAAUGUAUGAUUCAACAUAAGGUUUAAGAAGGGGAAAUUGUUGCAGAGAAAUGAAGAUAUAUGAAGAAUGUUCAGGAACUUAUACAAACUCUUCAGCUUCAGAUUUAUUUAAGUGUAUGUAACCGUUCUCUGUACAAAAAAUGAGAUGUACAAAAACAGUCACAAUACUGAGAAUAACAACUCUUAAUGAAGCGUACAGAUGCUGUCUGGAAAAUAUUUGGGAAUAUGUUGUACAUAAGCCAAAAACUGAUGGAACUUGGAAGAAUUCUAUUAAAGUGAGGAAAGACCACAUUUAAGAAAAUGUAAAAAGCAGAGUUGUGUGGAGGGGAUGUCUCUUGAUGAGCAUUUAUACUAAUAUUAUCAAGGUGAUCAUUGGCCUGCUGUUCAAUAUUUAUAACAUACUGUGUUGAAAUAAAUGGAUAGUUGGCACAUGCAUAUAGGAAAUGUAUGUGUACUAGAAAUGCAUUUUAAAAUUCAGAAGGUUUAUAAUAACAAAGUGGAAUAGAUCAUUACACAAAAUACUGAUGUCAUGGGGACAGAUGGUUUGCACUCAGGCCAAUGCACACCCUAAAUCUGUAGCGACAUCCUUACAGUGAACGGAGGAACUAUGGUCUCAACAGGCAGAUAAGUACUGGAGUUAAAACAAAUUUAUAUUUUUUUACAUUAACCUGCAUCUUAUGGUGCACAUAUUCCCAGGUUAGCAGAGAGUUGUUGACUUAUUGUUUUGCAGCUAGCAUUAGAGUCAGAAUGGAAUACUAAUGGAUUAUAUUUCCUUUUAUAUCACAAGAAAAAAUGUUUUUAGUAAUAUCAUCAUGGUUAGUAAAAAAUCACUGGGAAUUGUUUUUGAAUAGUUAUAUUUAACAGAAGAACAUCAUGCAAAAUACUUCUCAGUUCUUGCCAUGAAAACCAGUCAGUAAUGAUGUUUGGAGAUUUGUGUAAUAAAUAGUUGCGUGCUGUGCA